Molecule: messenger RNA, 1161 nt
Organism: Scheffersomyces coipomensis
Lineage: Eukaryota; Fungi; Ascomycota; Pichiomycetes; Serinales; Debaryomycetaceae
Exons: 2
Coding region: 1-1161 (386 amino acids)
Biological process (GO): translational termination
Molecular function (GO): translation release factor activity
Source: RefSeq, a predicted model, not a curated record
AUGAUGUGUGUAUCGAUAUGGGAAGAAAUCUUUGAAAAACUUCAAAAUAUACCUCGAAUUCAUCCUCUAUUACUUGAAAGAGCAGAAUCAAUCCAAAGUGAACAUGAUACAAUCAGUCAUCAAUUAUCAACUGGGAAUGAGUUCAAUCAAGAGUUAAGUACUAAGUUCUCCAACUUAGGGAUUAUCAUUGAUAUUUUCAAUCAAUAUAAGUUGAACUUGAGUAGUUUGGGAGAUUUAUUGGAAAUAAUAGAUGAACCAAAUCAAGAUGAUGAAAUCUUAACUGAAGCACUUGAAGAAAUCGAUGAUUUAUUACCGAGUUUAACUAAGACGAUUCGAACUUUACAAAAUCGAUUAUUACCACCAUUGAAAUUUAAUGAUAAACCAACGAUUAUUGAAUUAAGACCUGGGAUUGGAGGUAAUGAAGCUAGUUUAUUCACCGAAGAUUUAAUGCAGAUGUAUAUUAAUUUCGCUAACCAACAGAAAUGGAAAUGGGAGAUGGUUAGCAAAAGUGAAGGCAGUAAUGGAUUUGUUAAUGAAGUGAUUUUAAAUAUUAAUGAACCAGGAUCAUAUAAUUCAUUAAGAUUUGAAAGUGGAGUUCAUCGAGUUCAAAGAAUCCCAAGUACUGAAAGUAAAGGUAGAAUUCAUACUUCUACAUCAGCCGUAGUUAUCUUACCUAAAAUGUCCGAAGGGAAUGAGAAUUCCUUAAAAGAUGAUGAAAGACAAUUUAAACUGGGUGAAGUUAGAAUUGAUACCAUGAGAGCAGGAGGUAAAGGUGGUCAACAUGUUAAUACUACUGAUUCAGCCGUUAGAUUAGUUCAUAUACCUACUGGGAUAAUCGUCAUGCAACAAGAUGAAAGAUCCCAACCUAAGAAUAAAGCUAAAGCAUUUUCAAUAUUAAGAUCAAGAUUAGCUCAAUUAGAAAAAGAAAAAGAAUAUAAUGAUCAAAGAAAAUUAAGGACUGAUCAAGUUACUACCACUGAUAGAUCAGAUAAGAUACGUACUUAUAAUUAUCCUCAAAAUAGAGUUACUGAUCAUCGAUGUGGGUUUUCAUUACAUGAUUUACAAGGAUGUAUGAAUGGAACUAAAUUAGGUGAAUUAAUAGAUAGAUUAGAAGAACAUGAAUUUGAAUCAAGAUUACAAGAUUUAAUCAAUAGUAAAUAG